Polistes canadensis is the source of this 2301-nucleotide messenger RNA. RefSeq names its product protein O-mannosyl-transferase 2 (gene twisted). The transcript is spliced from 14 exons. Gene Ontology annotation, biological process: protein O-linked glycosylation via mannose. Gene Ontology annotation, molecular function: dolichyl-phosphate-mannose-protein mannosyltransferase activity. The record is from RefSeq and is a predicted model, not a curated record. NCBI's taxonomy places the organism in Eukaryota, Metazoa, Arthropoda, Insecta, Hymenoptera, Vespidae. Gene Ontology annotation, cellular component: endoplasmic reticulum; membrane. The annotation marks the transcript as partial.
UUCAAAAAUGAAAAUAUAUGCUAUGAACGAAAUCGAAAUUGGUGGCUGUUAUUUGGGAUUAUUAUAAUUCUUACAAUUGGAACUAGAUUUUAUAAAGUUACAGAGCCACAACAUGUCUGCUGGGACGAAACUCAUUUUGGUAAAAUGGGAAGUUGGUAUAUAAAUAGGACAUUUUUCUUUGAUGUACAUCCUCCUCUUGGAAAAAUGCUUAUUGCAUUAUCUGGGUAUUUAACUGGUUACAAUGGUACAUUUGCAUUUGAAAAGCCAGGUGAUAAAUAUGAAAAUGUCAAAUAUGUUGGAAUGAGAAUAUUUUGUACAUUAUUAGGUGCUACUACAGUACCCUUAUCAUUUCUCACAGUAUGGGAUUUAACGAAAUCUACUCAUGCAGCAACGCUUUCUGCAGUAUUUAUUCUUUUUGAUGUUGGUCUAUUGACUUUAAAUCAGUAUAUUCUUCUGGACCCAAUAUUAUUAUGUUUUAUGAUGUGUGCAACUUGGGGAAUGACUCGUAUUGGUUCUCUUCGUCAUCAACCAUUUACAUCUUCUUGGUGGAGUUGGCUAAUAUUUACAGGUGUAUCCCUUGCGUGCACAAUUAGCGUUAAAUUUGUUGGUCUGUUUGUUGUCAUGCUUGUUGGUCUUUAUACCAUAAACGAAUUAUGGCGAGAAUUAGGGGACUUAACGAAACCCAUUUCUUAUGUGAGCAAACAUUUGAUAGCAAGAUUUUGUUGUCUUAUUAUGUUACCAGUAUUUCUUUACAUGUUAUUUUUCUACAUUCAUCUUCAAGUUUUAAAUAAAAGCGGAAGUGGAGAUGGAUUUUAUAGUUCGGAAUUCCAAUCAUUAUUAAAAGGAAAUUCUUUGUACAAUGCAACUAUGCCACGACAAUUAGCAUAUGGUGCUACUAUUACUUUAAAAAAUCAUCGUACAGGUGGAGGAUAUUUACAUUCUCAUUGGCAUUUAUAUCCUGAAGAAGUUGGUGCCAGGCAGCAACAGAUUACAACUUAUUCCCAUAAAGACGAUAAUAAUCUUUGGUUGAUAAAAAAAUAUGAUACCGAUGACAUUCCGUCUGAACCAGUAUUGGUAAAACAGGGUGAUCUUAUACGUUUGGAACAUGUUAUUACAAAACGGAAUUUACAUUCUCAUAAAGAAAUUGCACCUAUUUCUAAAAAACAUUAUCAAGUAACAGGAUAUGGCGAGAAUGGUACAGGAGAUGCCAAUGAUGUUUGGAAAAUAUUGAUAGCAAAUGGUAAAGAUGGUGAUAUAGUUGAAACUGUUACAAGUAAGUUAAAAUUUGUUCACUAUCUUCAUCAUUGCGUAUUAACAUGUAGCGGAAAGACAUUACCAAAAUGGGGUUAUAAUCAACAAGAGGUUUCAUGUAAUCCAAAUAUGAGAGACAAAAAUGCAUUAUGGAACAUAGAAGAUAAUAAUUAUACUAAAUUACCCAAUGUAAGUUUCCAAGUUUAUGCACCUGGAUUCCUUGAUAGAUUUUUGGAAUCACAUGCUGUCAUGUUGCAAGGAAAUUCAGAUCUCAAAGUGAAAGAAGGAGAAGUAUCUUCACAACCUUGGCAAUGGCCUAUUAAUUACAGAGGUCAAUUCUUCUCUGGCAAUAAUCAGAGGGUCUAUUUGCUUGGUAAUCCUGUUAUAUGGUGGGGAAAUAUAAUAUUCCUUAUAAUGUUUAUUAUGUUAUACAUACAUGUGUGUAUAAGAGAACAAAGAGGUUGCAUUGAGGAUGCUUUAACACUUCAACAAAGGGAGAAAAUAAUGGAAGCAGGGAAAUGGCUUUUUGUUGGAUGGUUUUUACAUUAUGCACCAUUUUGGGCUAUGAGUAGAGUAUUAUACUUCCAUCAUUAUUUUCCAGCAUUGCUAUAUAGCUCGAUGUUAACUGCCGUUACUUUAAAUUACAUCGUCGAAAGUUUACAAAUAUUAUUGCCUAAUAAAGUAGGAAAUACUAUUUAUCAUACUAUAAUGGGCAGCGUUAUUUCUAUAACGAUAUAUAGCUUUUAUUUAUUUUCACCAUUGGCUUAUGGAAUGGAGGGGCCUGCUGCGUCUGAUCCUGAAAGCUCUAUGCAUUCUUUGCGAUGGAUGGAUUCUUGGGAAUUUUAAAUUUUUUACAAUUUUUUCAUGUUUUUCUUUUACACCUACUUAUACAAGGUGAUAGAAAAAUUCUCGUUAAUAAGAAUGAAAUUAAAUUUAUACUACUUAUAAUAGUGACGCAAACAAUACUCAUUUUGUUUCAUAUAUAAAAAUAAUAAAUAUUUUUAUGAACUUUUUAUACAUAAAAAAGAAAUAUUUUUACAUAAUAAUGUU